AUUAAUAAUAAUUUUUUGGGAUUAUUUCUAUAUCUUGCCAUCUGCGUGUUUACAUGUUGUCUGAUGUCACUAUUAAAGGUCAUUCUUCAUAAUGGGCCCUAUUUUAACGAUCUGAAACGCAAGUAUCAAGCGCGAAGCGCAAGUAACUUUGUGGGAGGGUCUUGGGCGCUGUUGCUAUUUUACCGGCGGGAUAAAUGACUCUUGCGCCCGACGCAAGUUUAAAGGGUAACUAAACCCUAAACCAACUUUUUUUAGUUAAUGAUCUGUAAGCAUGGGGCUUUAUUAGUACUGGUCAUUGAUUCAAGUAAUUUUUUGACAUUUGUGUAUAAAGUGUUUUAAUUCUACAAUAUAUGGUGUAAAAACGUCUGAGUGCUGCCCUCUUCAGGUUGAACGGUGGCUACUGCAGUUGAAUGUUCCUAUUGGCUGUUGCGGUACUUCGUGACGUAAGCGGUGACAGCUGACGUAAGCAGGUUCCAGCUCACCACGCCAGAUUCAUGUACAUGUCGUCUUGCGACCGUGUGAGGAAUAAUAAUAACAUGGAGUUUGACAGCAGCUGUCAAUUAAUCCGUCACUACGAGUCUCAGGUGCACCGGUGUGCAACGGGGUUUGAGAUGCGUUUUCUCUUGUUUGGUGGGUGUGUCAGAACUGCAGUCCAAUCAGCAGCAACAUGUAUAUAAAGCACGCGGAAUUAAAGUGAACUCACACAAUGGGUUCAAAUAAAGUAUUUUACAAAUGUGUUCGAUGCAGCUCGGUUUACGCAUCAACUGAGGAUAUUAGAAGACAUGUUUGUCGUAAGUUUUAUUGUAAAAUAUAGGAUAUCAACAUAAUGAUGUAGUUGUUUAGGCUAUAUUAUUAGCUUCAUUGCAAGUGUAUGACAUUUGGUAUAGAAAUAAACAAUGGUAAUUAAGUGCUUUUCCUAAAAAUGAGAAAGAAAAUACAGGGUAUUAAAACAGUAUGAACUACAAAUCAAGUCAGUAUGUGAGGCUAAAUAGAUGUUUUAGUCUGAAUUAGGUAAGAUGUGUGCUUCCAUUUCAGUUUCAGCAAUCCCUUUGGGACAGGCUAGUGCAUCAAAUGGGUCUAGUCAACUUCCACUGGGCCUACACAUUCCUGCUGCACCACAGAAGUUGGCUCCUGCACCACAAAUUAUGGCUCCUGCACCACAGAAGUUGGCUCCUGCACCACUGCAUUUGCCUCCAGAUACUACACCACUUAAUUUGUCUGUUGCUGGACCAUCACCUGCCUGUGCUCCAAAGUGGGCAUCAGUGUCAGACCCCCAACACAUGCCAAAAAAUUCAAAGCCAUGGACGCACAAUGCAACAUUGCUUUUAAUUUCUCUGGCAAAGCAAAUGGCUGAAGAUUUUCAAUCUCCUGUGUUAAAGAAAGUAGAAGUGUGGAAAAAGGUAGCUACACAAAUGCAGGCAAAAGGAUAUGACUUUGGAGCAGAGGAAUGUGACAUUAAGUUCAGACAGUUAAAACACAGAUACAAAACAAUAGUGGACAGUAAGAAGAAGACUGGGAGUGGUGCCAGCAGCUGGGUCUUUUUCUCAUCAAUGGAGGACCUCCUGGCUGAUGAUCCCAGUGUGGAGCCGGUCCUGGUCAUGUCAUCUUUUGCUGAGGCUUCUUCAGGAUCAUCAAAUUCACAAUCAUCAAAUUCACAACCUAAGGCAUCAGCAGAUUGUAGCAAAAGGAGAAAGCGCAAGUCUGAAGCACCAGAGUGGUUUGAACAGUAUGUCAGUGAGCAAAGGAGGCAGAUGUCAGAAGUCAUAAGCCUGCAAAAACAAGCAGUGGAAGUGGCAAGUGAACGUAACAACAUCCUAAAAGAUUUUGUUUCUGCUUUGACGAAGAAAUAGCAAUUUGGGUUUUCUCCUUUUGCUACAUUCUGCUGAUGGUUAGGUUCUAUUUUGUUUGUUUAAUUACAUGAUGUACAGUAUAUAUGCUGAGAGAUAUAAAUGCAAUAUUGAUCACCUCACAUUUGUGGCUUUUUAUUCAUUAUUUUACUUCCAUUCUGUUAUGAAACAAAAACUUCUGAAAACUUAGGUGUACACAAUAAGAAUGAGUUAAACAUAAACUUUAAUCAUCUUCCACCAAAAAUAAAGCAAGUUCAUCCCUUUUUCUUUGACCUGAAGUAUUUUCAGGGUAUCCUGCUUCACAAUCAUUGUCGCCAUCCACUUCUUCACAAUCCUCCAUUUGG
This is a messenger RNA of Xyrauchen texanus (razorback sucker), 2191 nucleotides long. RefSeq lists its product as uncharacterized. The transcript is spliced from 4 exons. NCBI's taxonomy places the organism in Eukaryota, Metazoa, Chordata, Actinopteri, Cypriniformes, Catostomidae. The coding region runs from base 1017 to 1850 and encodes 277 amino acids. The record is from RefSeq and is a predicted model, not a curated record.